This is a messenger RNA of Octodon degus (degu), 635 nucleotides long. RefSeq names its product heat shock protein family B (small) member 3 (gene Hspb3). Gene Ontology annotation, cellular component: nuclear speck; cytoplasm. Lineage: Eukaryota; Metazoa; Chordata; Mammalia; Rodentia; Octodontidae. The coding region runs from base 47 to 505 and encodes 152 amino acids. The record is from RefSeq and is a predicted model, not a curated record. The transcript has a single exon.
UCAGCACUUGCUGAAGGGAAUCGUGCCCUGCUGCCUGGGCUGCACUAUGGCGAAAAUCAUCUUGAGGCACCUCGUGGAGACUCCAGUGCGUUACCAGGAGGAGUUCGAAGCUCGAGGUUUAGAAGACUGCAGGCUGGAUCACGCUUUGUACGCCCUGCCCGGGCCGGCCGUCGUGGACCUGAGCAAAGCCAGGGCAGCACCGCAGUUGUCGCCUGCAGAAUCAGCGAUGGCAGAAAUGCCACCCGGAGAAGGCAAAUCCCGCUUCCAGAUCCUGCUGGAUGUGGUCCAGUUCCUCCCCGAAGACAUCAUCAUUCAGACCUUUGAGGGCUGGCUGCUGAUCAAAGCUCAGCACGGAACCAGAAUGGAUGAGCACGGCUUUAUCUCACGGAGCUUCACCCGGCAGUACAAACUGCCAGAUGGAGUGGAAACUAAAGAUUUGUCUGCCAUCCUCUGUCACGAUGGAAUUUUGGUGGUGGAACUGAAGGCUCCAUUUGGGACUAAGUGAAACUCUAGCGGUUCCUGCGCAAACCAGGAGGAUGAUAGCUCGGCCAGUAUUCCCGCCGGAAUAUUUGUAUCACCCGUAUUUGAAAUGACUUGCUAUAAUUUUUAUGAAGAUUAAAACUAUAUAGACAAUU